GAGAUUACGUUUUGAUCAUCUCGCGAGACUUGCGGACAAUCUCGCCGGUUUAGUCAACAGCUGAUUGUUUAUUUCUGGAACACGCCGAUUUAGGUGUAUACUGAAUUUGAAUCACUAUUUUUUUGGUUUAUUCUUUAUUCACUUUUUCUACAAACACUAAUUAUGGCAGAGACGGAUCCGAAAUCAGUGCAGGACCUUACAGCAGUGGUGCAGACGUUGCUGCAGCAGAUGCAGGACAAAUUCCAGACCAUGUCAGAUCAAAUCAUCGGGAGAAUUGAUGAGAUGAGCACGCGCAUUGAUGACCUGGAGAAGAACAUCGCUGACCUGAUGACCCAGGCUGGGGUGGAGGAGGCAGAAGGAGAGAACAAGGCCAAAGAGGCCGAGGCCUCUUAAUGAAGGUUGCCCAGUAAUGGAGUAAAGGAAACUCUUCGAGAGCAGCAACCUUUCCCCAGUAGUGCUGCCUGCUUUGAUUUGAUGUAUUGUUGUAUAGUUCUUUUUUAUACUGACUUCAACUAAUACCAAUGGAUAUUCCUGAUAGUCUUCUCUAAUAUUUAGGCUUUUCUUUAUAGAUAGUGCAUAUCAGUUUUUUAGCCCGCUUUAAGGCCAGCCAGCUGCAUGGUUGAGGCCUGUUACUGUAAUAUGAGCACUAUCUAUGUGCCAAACAAACACAAUUCCAGUUUCAACUGAGUUUGUGCUAUUAAAAUGGGUUCAUACAAAA
Messenger RNA from Pangasianodon hypophthalmus (striped catfish), 718 nucleotides. It is a transcript of the gene hsbp1b, whose product is annotated as heat shock factor binding protein 1b. Gene Ontology annotation, molecular function: transcription corepressor activity. Gene Ontology annotation, biological process: cellular heat acclimation. The record is from RefSeq and is a predicted model, not a curated record. The coding region runs from base 163 to 393 and encodes 76 amino acids. The transcript has 4 exons. Lineage: Eukaryota; Metazoa; Chordata; Actinopteri; Siluriformes; Pangasiidae. Gene Ontology annotation, cellular component: cytosol; nucleus.